Molecule: messenger RNA, 1625 nt
Organism: Lytechinus pictus (painted urchin)
Lineage: Eukaryota; Metazoa; Echinodermata; Echinoidea; Temnopleuroida; Toxopneustidae
Product: peptidyl-prolyl cis-trans isomerase-like
Exons: 4
Coding region: 160-474 (104 amino acids)
Biological process (GO): protein peptidyl-prolyl isomerization
Cellular component (GO): intracellular membrane-bounded organelle
Molecular function (GO): peptidyl-prolyl cis-trans isomerase activity
Source: RefSeq, a predicted model, not a curated record
AUGUAUUUGAAAUUCACUCACGAGCUUCUUUUUUAAUCUAUUUUACAGCUCAGGGGUGAUGUAGUCCCGACGACUGUUGAAAACUUCCGUGCUCUGUGCACCGGAGAGAAGGGCUUUGGUUUCAAGGGCUCCUCCUUCCACAGGGUUAUCCCUGGCUUCAUGUGCCAAGGUGGAGACUUUACCAGGGGCAACGGUACUGGUGGAAAGAGCAUCUAUGGAGAGAAGUUUGCUGAUGAGAACUUCCAACUCAAGCACACUGGCUCAGGAAUCUUGUCAAUGGCCAAUGCUGGCCCAAACACCAAUGGUUCCCAGUUUUUUAUCUGCACAGCAAAGACAACAUGGCUCGAUGGAAAACAUGUGGUCUUUGGCAGUGUGGUUGAAGGUCUUGAUGUCGUGAAGGCAAUCGAGGGAUAUGGUAGCGAUAGUGGCAAGACCAGUAAGAAGAUCACUAUUACAGACUGUGGUCAGAUGUAAAUCAUCAGGUUUCAAUCAUCAGACAAUCCUGUUAAGUUGUGUUAUUAUUAUAAGAGGUGUAGAAGCAUGUGGUGUUAAAUAUAAUAAUUUUGUACAAGAUAAAUCUUUACUUUUCUCCUUUUUAAUGUGUAGAUGUGUUGAGUCACUUGUGGAACAUGCUGUAUAAACUUUCAAAAUUCACUUUUAUCAUCAGGUUUAUAUAGAAGUACUUGUACAUGGUAACAGCCGCUAGACGUAAAUGAUCUUAUGAUUGUGGAUUAUUCAUCAAUAUUCUUUUUAGGCUAUGCUUAGACUGAUGGACAUCAUGGACAAUAAUAUGUCGCGAUCAUCCUAUAUUGUAUGCACUGUACAUUAAUACAUGUUCAAUAUACACAAAUAGUGUUUAUGAGUGCAAUGGACGGACUACUUCAACUUCAUGAGGUGAAAGAGGAUCCGUUCAACAAGGCAUAGCCAUGUUGAAUGAACCAUUUCACCUUUCACUGAAUGAAGUAAUCUGUCCAUAGCUCAAGUGAAAAAAAAAAGUUUUAUAUGGCACCUAAAAAUAGAUCCUUAUUUGCCAUUUAGUAAGAUUAAAUUCACGUGAUGGUUAAAAAAAAAACGUUUCUCCAUUACAGACCUAUAUCAUCUGCUCUGUAACAUCAAGUGAGAUUUUUUUAAUAGGCUUUGAUACAGUGUUUUCUCAUGUUUAAUAUAUUCAUGUGUUACAAUUAGAAUACUUUGAAAUUCAAUGUAGCAUUGGAGAAGGGGGCGGGGGUCUUGUCUUCUGUGAAGCCAAGUGUAUGUCCCAAUAAUUACAUACAUGUAUUUGUCAAUGGGGCUUUUAUUCAUCCACGAUAAUCGGUGUGAAACAUUUUCUUGUCACUUAUUCCUAAACAGUUCAUGUUUAUUCUUGAGAUUCUAAUUUGUAUAAUUUGGAUUAGAAAUUUAUCUGACCGCCCAGCAAGUCAGUUUGGUUCAACCAAAAUUACAGUAUGAAAUUGAUCAUGGAAUAUUCACAGUAACAUGUAGCUGUGUUCCCUUGUAAUGUUUUAAACACGAUAUUUGUAUUUUUUGUAUUAGUGUGCACAAUGUCUUUGUCGACUAGAAGAAAAUCAGUAUUUUCUUUAUCUCCCAGGUAGUAAACAAUAAACCAUACUCUGUCUGGAAAAUCA